UCAGCGGUCACACUGAAUUCCACGUCAAGGCGCCGAAAAAAACACGACUUGCAUUUAUUUACGGUAAUUGGAAAUAAAUUGAAUUUAAAAUGGUGAGCCUGCUGCAGGAAAUCGACACCGAGCACGAGGACAUGGUCCACCACGCCGCUCUGGACUUCUACGGCCUCCUCCUGGCCACCUGUUCCUCCGACGGCAGUGUUCGCAUUUUUCAUUCGCGCAAAAACAACAAGGCUCUGGCAGAACUAAAGGGCCACCAGGGGCCCGUGUGGCAGGUGGCAUGGGCACAUCCCAAGUUUGGCAACAUUCUGGCCUCUUGCUCGUACGACCGCAAGGUGAUUGUGUGGAAAUCGACAACGCCCAGGGACUGGACCAAGCUCUACGAGUACAGCAAUCAUGACUCCUCGGUGAAUUCAGUUGAUUUCGCCCCCCAUGAGUACGGUCUGGUGCUGGCCUGCGCCAGCUCCGAUGGCUCCAUUUCGGUGCUCACCUGCAACACGGAGCACGGAACCUGGGAUGCCAAGAAGAUACCGAAUGCUCACACCAUUGGGGUGAAUGCCAUUUCGUGGUGCCCGGCCCAGGCCCCAGAUCCGGCAUUCGAUCAGCGCACCACCUCGCGCAAUCCGGCCAUCAAGCGCCUGGUGAGCGGUGGCUGCGACAAUCUCGUGAAAAUCUGGCGUGAGGACAACGAUCGCUGGGUGGAGGAGGAGCGCCUGGAGGCCCACUCCGACUGGGUGCGCGAUGUGGCCUGGGCGCCAUCGAUUGGUCUGCCACGCUCGCAGAUAGCCACGGCCUCGCAGGACCGUCACGUGAUCAUCUGGAGCAGCAAUGCGGAUCUGACAGAGUGGACAUCCAGUGUCCUGCACACAUUCGACGAUGCCGUCUGGAGCAUCUCCUGGUCAACCACCGGCAACAUCCUGGCCGUCACUGGAGGCGACAACAACGUCACACUGUGGAAGGAGAACAGCGAGGGUCAGUGGAUCCGCAUCAACUACGAGUCGGGCACCACCAUUCAAGCCAAGCCGCAGCAGCCCCACCAUCCUCACCUUUCACAACAGCAGCAGCAGCAGCUGCAGCAGCAAGAGCAACCCGGACAGCAACAGCAGCCGAAUGCCGCUCUUUCCGACUCGGAGCACAGCUCCAAUCUAUCCAAUUCGAACUUGUCCAACUCCCAGCUCUCCAACUGAGCAGCGGUCUGCCACGAUCCUAGCUAAAGUCCCCUGUCAAAUGUUAUCCCCCACAUACACGCAUACAAUAUACGAAAAUCUAAUGUCCCCUA
Messenger RNA from Drosophila guanche, 1276 nucleotides. It is a transcript of the gene Sec13, whose product is annotated as protein SEC13 homolog. Gene Ontology annotation, molecular function: structural molecule activity; protein binding. Gene Ontology annotation, cellular component: COPII vesicle coat; nuclear pore outer ring. The record is from RefSeq and is a predicted model, not a curated record. The transcript is spliced from 2 exons. NCBI's taxonomy places the organism in Eukaryota, Metazoa, Arthropoda, Insecta, Diptera, Drosophilidae. The coding region runs from base 90 to 1184 and encodes 364 amino acids. Gene Ontology annotation, biological process: COPII-coated vesicle budding; positive regulation of TOR signaling; protein import into nucleus.